Molecule: messenger RNA, 504 nt
Organism: Solanum tuberosum (potato)
Lineage: Eukaryota; Viridiplantae; Streptophyta; Magnoliopsida; Solanales; Solanaceae
Exons: 3
Coding region: 1-504 (167 amino acids)
Source: RefSeq, a predicted model, not a curated record
AUGGAUCUAAUGAAUCGAGUAUUCAAGCCUUAUCUUGACCAGUUUGUGGUUGUUUUUAUAGAUGAUAUUUUAAUAUUUUCCAGAACUUUUCUGGGACAUGUUGUAUCAACUGAAGAUGUGAAGGUGGAUCCUAGUAAAAUACAAGCUGUUGUUGAAUGGAGGCCUCCCAAAAGUCCGACCGAGAUAAGAUGUUUCUUGGGCAUAGCAGGAUACUACAGAAGAUUUGUGAAAGGCUUUUCCAUUAUCGCAUCUCCUUUGACUAAGCUCUUGCAGAAGGAAGUAAAGUUUAUUUGGGAUGACAAAUGUCAAGAGAGCUUUGAAACUCUCAAAUCCUUGUUGACUCAAGCGCCUAUACUUACUCUUCCAAUUGAAGGGAAAGAGUAUGUAGUAUACAAUGAUGCUUCUCACAAUGGUUUCGAAUGCGUUUUGAUGCAAGAAGGGAAGGUAAAGCCAAUGUGGUUGCAGAUGCCUCAAGUCGGAAAUCCUUCGCAAGCAUUUCUUUGA